GAUUUUACUCCUCAUCAUCUGUAAAACAGGAGAAAGUACAUGUUCCAUAACCUUAAUGGUGAGCAUUGUGUUGAGAUUGCAUUUCCUUUGUGGUGCAAAUCCACUGAGACUGUGUGAGUUAAAGUGAGUUAUUAUUUGCUAAACUGGGGGCUGAACGGUGUAAUCUUAGCCAAUGGUCUUGAGGGGUAUUGGGGGUUAUAAAUGAGGCCCAUUUGACGGUAAAUUCACUAACAGCUCACUUCAGCUUCAGGUGAGAAUCGUAUUCCUCCAGGUUUGUGCAGUAAUCCAACAGAGACUUUGUAGUUUGGGGAUUAGUGGUACCAGAUUUACCUGUUUUUGUGAAUCUUGGCUCCUGCAGGUGUCAUGGAUCUGUGUGUGACCAUCAAAGGGGUCUCCCUUAUCUUGCAAGCUGGUAUGGGGAUCUUAGGGAACGCUGUUGUGCUUCUGGCCUAUGCCAGCAUCAUUUGCACUGAGCCUAAGCUCCUUCCUGUGGACAUGAUCCUGUGCCACUUGGCCUUUGCCAACCUGAUGCUGUUGCUGACCCGCUGUGUGCCCCAGACCAUGACCGCGUUUGGGCUGAGGGACCUUCUGAAUGACCCUGGCUGUAAAGUGGUGAUUUAUGUUUAUCGUAUCACCCAGGCUUUGUCGGUCUGCAUCACUUGCAUGCUCAGUGUGUUUCAAGCAGUGACAAUCGCCCCAGCUGGACCCCGACUGUCCAGGUUGAAACCUGCUCUUCCCUCUCUUGUCCUUCCUACUUUUGCAGGACUGUGGUUCCUCAACAUGGCCAUUUGCAUAGCAGCCCCUUUCUUUUCCACAGCUCCACGUAAUGGCACCAUCCCUGCUUUCACCCUCAACCUCGGCUUCUGUCACGUGGACUUCAGAGACAACCUGUCCUAUGUUAUCAAUGGGGUGGCUGUUUCUGGGAGAGACUUUGCUUUUGUUGCCCUGAUGGUGGGCUCCAGCAGCUAUGUCCUGCUGCUGCUCCACCGCCAUAGCCAACAGGUGAAAGGGAUUCGUCGCUCUCAGGGCGGCGGAGCAGAGACCAGAGCUGCCAAAACAGUACUGACCCUGGUGGUUCUCUACACCAUCUUCUUUGGUAUAGAUAACGUGAUUUGGAUCUACAUGCUGACGGUGUCAAAAGUUUCACCACUAGUGGCUGAUAUGAGGGUGUUCUUCUCAUCCUGCUACGCUGCGCUUAGCCCCUACUUCAUCAUCUCCUCCAACAAGAAGGUCAAGAGAAAGAUCGUGUGUGCAGCAGAGCACAGCCAACCGUUAACGGACACUCAGGAGUCUACUGAUAAAUGACCCUGUCUCUAUUUUGACAGGCUGCUGACUCAAAUCUUGAAUCCCAUCACUUUGAGCACUUCUACAGAAGACUGGUGGUUAGCUCAACAACAGCGCAUUCACAAUAAGAAAAUAUAAUUUGCAGUUUUUAUUUGUACUCUAUGCACAAAAUAAGUAAAAUGCAAAGACAAAAAUG
Messenger RNA from Nothobranchius furzeri (turquoise killifish), 1480 nucleotides. Its product is annotated as olfactory receptor class A-like protein 1. Gene Ontology annotation, molecular function: pheromone receptor activity. Gene Ontology annotation, cellular component: membrane. NCBI's taxonomy places the organism in Eukaryota, Metazoa, Chordata, Actinopteri, Cyprinodontiformes, Nothobranchiidae. Gene Ontology annotation, biological process: G protein-coupled receptor signaling pathway. The record is from RefSeq and is a predicted model, not a curated record.